This is a messenger RNA of Zygosaccharomyces rouxii, 438 nucleotides long. RefSeq names its product 40S ribosomal protein uS12 (gene RPS23B). Bases 1 to 438 code for a protein of 145 amino acids. Gene Ontology annotation, biological process: translation. Gene Ontology annotation, cellular component: ribosome; cytosolic small ribosomal subunit. Gene Ontology annotation, molecular function: structural constituent of ribosome. The record is from RefSeq and is a predicted model, not a curated record. Lineage: Eukaryota; Fungi; Ascomycota; Saccharomycetes; Saccharomycetales; Saccharomycetaceae. The transcript has a single exon.
AUGGGUAAGGGUAAGCCAAGAGGUUUGAACUCCGCUAGAAAGUUGCGUGUCCACAGAAGAAACAACCGUUGGGCUGAAAACAACUACAAAAAGAGACUUUUGGGUACUGCUUUCAAAUCUUCUCCUUUCGGUGGUUCAUCUCACGCUAAAGGUAUUGUCCUUGAAAAGAUCGGUGUGGAAUCCAAACAACCAAACUCUGCUAUCAGAAAAUGUGUUAGAGUUCAAUUGAUCAAGAACGGUAAGAAAGUUACCGCCUUUGUUCCUAACGAUGGUUGUUUAAACUUUGUCGAUGAAAACGACGAAGUGCUUUUGGCCGGUUUCGGUAGAAAGGGUAAGGCUAAGGGUGAUAUUCCAGGUGUUAGAUUCAAGGUCGUCAAAGUUUCUGGUGUCUCCUUGUGGGCUCUAUACAGGGAGAAGAAGGAAAAGCCAAGAUCUUGA